AUGCUUGCACAUCUCGGGCAGCUUGCUGCCAAGCAGUCGUGGGAGGACCGCACGCACCGCCUGGGAUCGUGCUCUGUCACGCUGGUGAAGCAACAUAGCAAUGCAGCGUGCAUUGCUGGCAAGUCAUUUGGCUGUGACAGCAACGGGGAUGUGUGGGCUCGAGGCUGCCGCGGCCACUUUCGCUGCGGCGCGCAGGACGAGGAUGCACGAUUCGCAUGUGGCUUUCCUCCUGGACGGCCAGCGUACACAUGCAAAUGCGUCCGCCGCAUGGCAAGAAGGCCACGCACACCGCAUCGCGAGGGCCUGUGCUCGGUGACACUCGUCAAGCAGCACAGCCAGGCAGCAUGCGUGCCCGGUAUCACCUUUGGCUGUGCAGGCGACGAUCCUUCGGGCCGGCGAGUUUGGGUGCGAAACUGCCGCGGUAUUUUCCGCUGCACGGGCGACUCUGCAUUUCACUGUGGUUACCCUAUAAGCCGCCUGCCCAACCAGCAAUACAACUGCUCCUGCGACCCUCGAGAGCAGAUUAUGCCAGGCUGCACGACCCCGGUGUGCUUGCGGCUACGAAUGAAGAUGAACAUCGACGCCGACCUGCUUGCAUCCUCUUCACUCGUCGUGAUCGGUGCUCACCAUUUCGGCCGCGACUCGAACGACCCCGUGUAUGCCGCCGUGGCCACCGUUGCGUGGUCGCGUGUGCUACUAGUCGAGGCGAGCCCCAUUGUGUCCGCCGCUCUUCGCGCGCAAGUGGUGCAGGCCAACCCCACGCCGCACGUGCCACCCGACCAAGUGAGCGUCGUCAAUGCGGCGAUGGCCGGACUUCCUCACUGGGUGAGCCAAAUUGGCUCGUUCAACGUUGAGCACAUCGAGUCCCACUUGGUGCCCCUGGUGAGCUGGCAGAGUGCGGGGUCAAAGCUCGACGUCUCGACAUUGCGACGCUCCAUUCGGGCCACAAAUGUCAGCUGUGGCUCGCUGCUCCGCUUGUUGCGGCAGCAGAGCAUGCCACCCAUCGGGCUGCUCGUCGUGGACACGGAGGGGCUCGACUGCGAGAUCCUGGGCAGCCAAGAUUGGGCUCUGCAGGCACUUGAAAGUAGCCGCUGCCCAGGGCGUGAGCCAUACCGCGUGGCGACGAUGCCGGUGGGCUGCGACAAGUGCGACCAGUGGUACUGCCGCGAGCUGCACGGACCAAUGGAUUCUGCCGCACCUAUCGACCCGUUUAGUGUGUAA
Molecule: messenger RNA, 1221 nt
Organism: Emiliania huxleyi CCMP1516
Lineage: Eukaryota; Haptophyta; Isochrysidales; Noelaerhabdaceae
Exons: 4
Coding region: 1-1221 (406 amino acids)
Source: RefSeq, a predicted model, not a curated record